AUGGAAAAAAACAUGCUUAAGUUUACACCAGCUGAGGAUAUCCCAGUCAAAUCUCCCACUGACAACGGCGACAACUUCCUGUCAAGCAUGCUGCAUCUUGGUGGGUCCAAGCUACUGCUAGCUGACUUUACAAACGGCACAGUGAGGCUGGUGGACAUUCAUACCAACAGCCUUGAAUCCCAGACAAUGGAGGUUCCUGGGAAGAAACUGCAAGCAGGGUCAUCUGCAGAGGACACAACGUACUGCCAGCCCUGUGAACAAGAUGAAGAAAUCCUCCCUGCUGAUUCAUACUGUACCGUCUGCAAAGAAUUCUUCUGCUCUCACUGCGCAAAUGUCCAUAGGAAACAGAAAAUGACUAGAUCUCAUUUACUUCUUGACAAAUCAAAUAUGCCGACAUCUAUCAGUGGCAUUGAAGUUGAAUAUGAAUGCACAGUGCCUUGUGAUAUCCAUCCGAAAGAGUCUAUCAAAUACUUUUGCAGCACCCAUCAGACCCUGAUUUGUGGACACUGUUCAGUACAGAACCAUCGAUCGUGUCAUGCUGAUGUUAUAUCAGAUCUCUCCAAGGCCUUCAAAGAUGGCCAAGAGUAUGGAGAUGUCAUUAAAACAAUUGCCAGGUUAUUUAAAGAGAUAGAUUUAUGCGCGUCUGAUGUGGAGAAAAACGUUGACGUUGUAGCAAGUUUAGGUGAAAAUGAAGUUUUCAAGCUGAGAAAAUACCGAGAGGAAGUUAACAAGUAUUUUGAAGAAAGAGAACGGGCACUGUUAAAGCUUAUAGAGAAGACAAAAAGCAUGGAUGAAGAACUUCUAGGGUCUCUGAAACCGAAAUAUACAAACCUGAAGUCCAAGCUGGAGGAAUUAAAUGUCACACUCGAAGCACAAGAAAAUAACAUGAUACAGUUGUUCAUUGAGACCAAAAGGGUCAAGAAACUACUAGAGGGCAUGCAGAAUGAAAACGUAAUUCACCUCUACGAAUUGAGAAAGGACCCAGGCACAGAGCGUCUUAUUGCAUCUGACACUGGCAUUGGGACAUUAGAAAACAUUACGACUGAAAUCACAACCACAUCAGCAGCGAGCGACCAUGGCAUAAUGGGACUAACAGUUCAGGAAGAUGACCAAUGGGAGACCAUUGCACAAUGGGAAACCAUAACAACGCUUGAACCUACAGUGAGUCAGGUCUUUGUAGACCUGACUAUAUAUCGGUUUACACUAGCUAUGGACAUCCCAAUGAAGUCUCCAACUCACAACAAGAACUGCUACCUGUCUAGCAUGUUACGCCUUUCCGAGUCCGGAAUGCUGAUUGUGGACUGUAACAACUGCACAGUGAAGAUGGUGGACAUGCAUACCAAUAACCUGGUGUCCCAGAUCAGUGUACCAGGUCAGCCAUGGGACAUAUGUCAUCUCUCCGGGUACACGGUUGCUGUUACUAUGUUCAAUCUAGGUAUUCAGCUCCUGGAGACUCGAGGGCAACUCGUGCUUGGUAACCGUAUCGAAUUGGAUGGUGAAUGCCGAGGAAUUGCUUACCAUGAAAAUAGGUUGAUAGUGUCAUUCUAUGAUGGAAAGGUAGCGGUACUGGAUAUGAACGGACAUGUUAUAAGAGUCAUAGGGAGGGAUGACAAUGGAAAGAAACUGUUUGAACGUCCUGUUUACUUAUCAGUGGUGUGUGAAGGUUCGACCGCUUUCAUCUACGUAUCAGAUAUGAGCAGAAACACAAUCACAAAACUUGGCAUGAACCUGGACAUCAUCAAUACGUUCCAAGACCCUGCAUUGAAAAGCCCAAGAUGUAUCACGGUAUUCGGGGACCAAUUGUUAAUCUCUGUAUAUGGAAGUGGCAGCAUUAUGAUACUUGAUUUGUCCACUGGUCACAUGGCACAACUGAUGGGAGAGAAGGAGGGGAUACGAAAUCCACUUUCUGUUCACCACCUUCCGCAAUAUAGAAAGAUUCUUGUCACAGAAUAUUCGAAUAAUUCAGUCAAAGUGUUCAAUACAAUCGGAUAA
This is a messenger RNA of Mya arenaria, 1992 nucleotides long. Its product is annotated as E3 ubiquitin-protein ligase TRIM71-like. Gene Ontology annotation, biological process: positive regulation of DNA-templated transcription. The transcript has 4 exons. Bases 1 to 1992 code for a protein of 663 amino acids. Lineage: Eukaryota; Metazoa; Mollusca; Bivalvia; Myida; Myidae. The record is from RefSeq and is a predicted model, not a curated record. Gene Ontology annotation, molecular function: zinc ion binding; ubiquitin-protein transferase activity. Gene Ontology annotation, cellular component: nucleoplasm; chromatin.